CAUGUCCGCGGGCCACAAGUCAGACGCUGCGAGCGAUCUGCGUUCCUCUCCGACAUGGACGGCAUUUCCCUCUGAUUUCCCGUCGUUCGUGAACUCCGGCCAGGCCGGAAAAUCGCCACCGAUCCGCGUCGCGUCCGUCGGUUCCGCUACACGACUCUCCCGUGCGAAUUUCGGUCGGUCCAUCCGCCCGUCCGCCUAUCGAUUUUCCGCGGAAUGAACCGCUUGGGCCAGAUCCGCCUGCCGCCGCUCUCGGCGGCCGUCAACGUGGCCCAGCAGAUCCGCAGGCAGAUCCUGCCCGGCGGCCAGGCCGACGGAGAGGAGCGCCGGCAGGCCGAGCGCGUCCACUUCGCCCAGCUGCCCAACCAGCACCAGGCCAGCCACGGCGGCGUGGACGAGCACCACGAGAUGAGCAACAUGAAGGGCGGCACGAACCCCUUCGUCGGCGAGACGGCCGCUUCCUACCAGGAGACGGACAACGCCGGCUUGAACAGCACCUACCAGCGGCAGCAGAGCAGGAUGUCUUCGGUGGAUUUCUCGGAGGGGUCCGACUUCGUCGAGGGGAAGAGCACUUGUAAGAUCAACGAGUAUCAGGCGGCUUGGAACGUUACUAAUGCUAUACAGGGGAUGUUCAUCGUGUCGUUGCCCUUCGCCGUCCUGAAGGGCGGCUACUGGGCCAUCGCGGCGAUGGUGGGAGUCGCUUACAUCUGCUGCUACACGGGCAAGAUCCUGGUGGAGUGCCUCUACGAGCUCGACAUCCAGACGGGCAAGCAGGUCCGCGUCCGCGACUCCUACGUCUCCAUCGCAAAAGAGUGCUUCGGGAAGAAAUACGGCAGUAAGGUGGUCAGCACAGCUCAGAUCAUCGAGCUGCUGAUGACCUGCAUACUGUACGUGGUGGUGUGCGGGGACCUGAUGAUCGGCACCUUCCCCGACGGCGCCAUCGACACCAGGUCCUGGAUGAUGCUGAUCGGCAUCAUUCUGAUACCCCUAGGCUUCUUGAAAUCGUUGAAGAGCGUGAGCAUCCUGUCCUUCUGGUGCACCAUGUCCCACAUCCUCAUCAACGCCAUCAUCCUGGGCUACUGCUUGAUCUACAUCGGCGACUGGGGCUGGAGCAAGGUGAAAUGGUCGGUCGACUGGGAGAACUUCCCCAUCAACCUCGGCGUCAUAGUGUUCUCGUACACCUCGCAGAUAUUCCUGCCGACGCUCGAAGGCAACAUGGAGGACCCCAGCAAGUUCCAGUGGAUGCUGGACUGGUCGCACGUUUGGGCCGCCGUCUUCAAGUCGAUAUUCGGCUACGUGUGCUUCCUGACGUUCCAGAACGACACCCAGCAGGUCAUCACCAACAAUCUGCCGUCGGCGGGUUUCAAAGGAUUCGUGAACGUGUGCCUGGUGAUUAAAGCGUUGCUGAGCUACCCGCUUCCUUACUACGCCGCCUGCGAGCUGCUGGAGAGGUCCUUCUUCAGAGGUAAACCGAAAACGCGGUUCGAAUCCAUAUGGGCGGUGGACGGGGAACUGAAGGUGUGGGGGCCUGGCUUGGAGAGUGGGUAUCAUAGUUUUCACCAUUCUGAUGGCCUGCUUCAUUCCGCACUUUUCGAUCCUGAUGGGAUUCAUCGGCAGCUUCACCGGGACGAUGUUGAGCUUCAUUUGGCCGUGUUACUUCCACUUGAAGCUGAAGCGGGAAGGUAUGGAUAUGCGGGGAGUGGUGCUGGAUUAUUUCAUCAUAUCGAUGGGUUUCUUCUUCGGUUUCAUCGGCAUGUACGAUUCGGGCAAGGCUUUGAUCAAGGCCUUCGCUAUCGGGCUUCCAUUUUAACCGGAUCCGAUAGGGAAUAUGGCGGCUUGGGUUAUUGAGGAAAGUUUUUAGAUGAAUAAUUUUUCUUUACAUUGCUGAAUGUAAAGGUAAUUUGUUAUAAAUUUACCUGCGUUAAAAAUUGUGAGUGGUCAAAAGGAGAUAUUGGUUUCUCGCAAUUUUUAAGCCGUUUUUGAUGUUACUAAAGUAUUAUAAGACAAUAAUUAUAAAAAUAUCCCGAAAAGAAGUCUUCCAAUCUGUAAGUAUAUUUACGAUGUCGAAAAUGCGAGAAACAUGAAAUUUGUAUGAUAUUAUUUACAUUUUCAAAACGUAUCGAAAUCUUAUUAAAUAAUCGUAUUUUCCAAAAAUAAUACCAAAAAAUAUGAAAUUAUUCUACAAUGUUUGUAACCACGUCUUCCAAUUUAAUCUGUGGUAAAUAUUUACUGUAUGUCUUCCAAAUAUUUAUAGUCGAAAAAAAUAUUGCUGUAUUGAAUGUGUAUUAUAUUAGGAAUACUAAGCUAUAUAUUAUUUUGUGAUUGUUGAAAUUCAAAAUUACAUUAUAGUUCG
Molecule: messenger RNA, 2350 nt
Organism: Phyllotreta striolata
Lineage: Eukaryota; Metazoa; Arthropoda; Insecta; Coleoptera; Chrysomelidae
Source: the annotation of a GenBank genome assembly